CCUCAAAUUCUGUCUGGCCAUGUUAACUUCACUGGGCAUAGAAGACUGUGGCAAUCAGGUGAUGCAGUUUAUCUUAUCUCACGGAGAAGUUUUCCAUGGAAUUCUACGAGACAGACUGCCCAGUUUAAGUCUCCCUGCUCUACGUGAACUAGCCCUAACUACAGCGGUACUGACACGACCUAACUCCAGGGGCAUUCCAGAUGCAGAAUUUGAUGACCUUGACCCAGCUGGAAUAGAGUUGAAAGGUCAAAAUGUCAGGAUUGAGAGACAGAUGUUGGCUUUGAUGCCAAAGUACUGUAUAUUCAAGAGAGUCAACAGACAACUCAAGUUACUGGAGUCUGACGAGUCGACUUGCGGGAAGGACUUAAGUUCAGAACUCGUGGUGGUAUUUUUAGAAGUGUCCUCCAAUGUGACCUCCUGUUGUCGAGCUGUCAUCUCAACCUCAGGUAAAACAACAAACUUAAGGACAUAUCUUGUCAGAUGA
Messenger RNA from Saccostrea cuccullata (small rock oyster), 484 nucleotides. RefSeq lists its product as uncharacterized. The transcript has 3 exons. The record is from RefSeq and is a predicted model, not a curated record. Lineage: Eukaryota; Metazoa; Mollusca; Bivalvia; Ostreida; Ostreidae. The coding region runs from base 20 to 484 and encodes 154 amino acids.